UUGUAGCGGGUCCCCGGUGUUGAACGAACCCAGAUAUCAGCACAGGAUGUGUUGACAUCUCCUGUUGAUUCUCCAGCUUUUCUCUCUGAAAUGGAGCUCUCUUUGCAGGGUUCCCCUUCAAACGUAUCCAAACUGUUCCUCAAUGCCAGCGUGCCACAAAACGGCACUGGGAAUUACACCAACGACCAAUUCCCUGAGGUUAACCUCUUUGAAAUCCUGGGUCCAAAACGAUCUCCCUUCUUCCUCCCGGUGACCAGCGUGUACCUUCUCAUCUUCCUCAUUGGCUUGUCUGGAAAUCUGCUCACGUGUGCAGUGAUAGCAAAACACAAGAAGAUGCGUAACCCCACCAACCUCUACCUGUUAAGCCUGGCUGUGUCCGACCUCCUUGUGCUUUUGUUCGGGAUGCCCCUGGAGAUUUACGACCUGUGGCAGAACUACCCGUUCCCCUUCGGCGAGGGCGGCUGCUACUUCAAGACCUUCCUCUUUGAGACCGUCUGCUUUGCCUCAAUCCUCAACGUGACAGCACUGAGCGUGGAGAGGUACAUUGCCGUGGUGCAUCCGCUCAAAACACGAUACUUGUCGACUAAUCAGCAUGCCAAGCAGGUCAUCACCAUCGUGUGGGUGGUGUCGAUGAUCUGUGCCAUCCCCAACACCUCACUACACGGCAUCUUCUACCUGCCAGAGAGAAUGGAGGAGUCGGCCAUAUGCACUGUGCUGAAGCCCCUGUGGAUCUAUAACAUGGUCAUGCAGAUCACCACUGUGUGCUUCUACUUUGUACCCAUGAUGGUGAUUAGCAUGCUCUACCUGGUGAUGGGUCUUCAUUUGGGCCGAGAAACCCGGCAGCCCAACGGGAACUUGGGAAAGAACUGUAGCAGCAACACUCGAAGGCAGAUCAGCGUGGAGAAUGGGCGCAGGAGACAGGUCAUCAAGAUGCUCACGAUCGUGGUGGCUGUGUUUGGAGUCUGCUGGGCGCCCUUCCACAUCGAGCGGCUCCUGUGGAGUUCCAUCAGCCAGUGGACCGACUUGAUGCACAAUAUUUAUCAGUAUGUCCACAUCCUGUCAGGUGUCCUCUUCUACCUCAGCUCUGCGGUAAAUCCUAUCAUCUACAGCCUGCUCUCCACACGGUUCCGGGAGUGUUUCCGAGAACUCGUGUGCUCCCAGGCCGAGGACAACAGCUCUGUGAGAGGCUCGCCGCCCUUCCCUAAAAUCCUACUGGACCCUUCUGUCUCAAGUACCAGAGCUCAGGCUGACGGUAAGGACUCUAAUGCUUUCAUCCCUUUGCUGUCUCCUAAUAUGACACUGAGCACGGACACCUCAAUCCUCACAUGUGCAUGUAAAGACACAGCCUGCAAGACCUCUGCGUUCUAA
Molecule: messenger RNA, 1368 nt
Organism: Toxotes jaculatrix (banded archerfish)
Lineage: Eukaryota; Metazoa; Chordata; Actinopteri; Toxotidae
Gene: nmur3
Product: neuromedin U receptor 3
Exons: 2
Coding region: 91-1368 (425 amino acids)
Biological process (GO): G protein-coupled receptor signaling pathway
Cellular component (GO): plasma membrane
Molecular function (GO): neuromedin U receptor activity
Source: RefSeq, a predicted model, not a curated record